AUGCCUGAACAGCCACCAUUACAGGAGGUUGUGGAACAUGACGUAGUCUCUGAAGCGGGCACACAGGAUGCGCUCAUAGAGUUUGACCAUGGUGUUAAGCAGGGAGAUGGGACGGAUCUGCAAGAAUUAAUGGACAACUCUUCACGUGGAGUCAUAUAUUUCAGCAUGGGUUCUAUAGUAAAAUCGUCAGCUAUACCAAAAGAGACUAUAAAUAAAUUAAUAAAAAUUUUCGGGUCGCUGAAAAUGACUGUAUUGUGGAAACUGGAUGACGUGCCCGCGGGAUUACCAAAUAAUAUUCAUGUUAGAAAAUGGUGGCCACAAGCCAAUAUUUUAGCGCACCCUAACGUCCGUCUCUUCAUAACCCAUAGCGGCGGCCUUAGCACAAUCGAAGCAAUCCACUAUGGAGUCCCUCUUCUCGCCGUGCCUGUGGGUGGCGAUCAGCCCGUCAACGCUCGUCAAGCUGAGCUAGCUGGAUAUGCACGUGUGGUGCCGUAUGAACCAACAUUUGCCUCAAAGUUGGAGAUAGUUUUGACAGAAAUGCUAAGUAAUGAUAGUUACUACCACCGAGCGAAAUAUUUGUCGAAAAUUUUUAAUAACCGCCCAACACCACCGUCUAAACUAAUAUCGCACUACGUUGAAUUGGCUAUUGAAACUAAAGGAGCUUACCACCUUCGUUCGGCGACGUAUUUGUACAAAUGGUACGAAAGAUGGAUGCUGGACCAAGUGGCAUUCCUUGUAUUGGUACUAUACGUGUUGAAGAAAGUAAUACAGACAAUUUGUAGUACGAUGUGCAGAAAGAAACAGGAGGUGCAGAUGAAGGAAGGUUUAUUACAAAAACAGAAAUCAAAUGCAGGGCGUAAAAAGAAGGUGCAGUAAUAAUUUUUGGACGUCUUGAAUAAAAUUACAUUCCAGAUGAAUUGACUAUCUAUAAUUUUUUCUAUUACACACGCUUCCUACCAUGAAUGAACAAAAAAUAGUCAUGUUCAUUUGUAAAUUAUUAACAUUAUCA
Molecule: messenger RNA, 1009 nt
Organism: Hyposmocoma kahamanoa
Lineage: Eukaryota; Metazoa; Arthropoda; Insecta; Lepidoptera; Cosmopterigidae
Product: UDP-glucuronosyltransferase 2A3-like
Exons: 6
Coding region: 1-876 (291 amino acids)
Molecular function (GO): UDP-glycosyltransferase activity
Source: RefSeq, a predicted model, not a curated record